Messenger RNA from Adineta steineri, 228 nucleotides. The record is from the annotation of a GenBank genome assembly. NCBI's taxonomy places the organism in Eukaryota, Metazoa, Rotifera, Eurotatoria, Adinetida, Adinetidae.
AUGGGUGUUAUUUAUAUAACACUACGUAGUGCAACAUGGGUACGUUAUGAUCGUCGACAACAUCAUGUUAAAACUUAUUCACGUGAUGAAAUCAAAGCUAAAGGUCUGGAUUUUGUUGAACCAACAACAUUAGAAGAAGAAUAUGAGCAAAUGGUUAAAAAAGAAAAUUUAAAUGCAUGGGAACAAAAACGAAUUGAACGACCAUGGGAUGAAGAACCAGAUCGAUGA